Molecule: messenger RNA, 7071 nt
Organism: Maudiozyma barnettii
Lineage: Eukaryota; Fungi; Ascomycota; Saccharomycetes; Saccharomycetales; Saccharomycetaceae
Gene: TAO3
Product: Tao3p
Exons: 1
Coding region: 1-7071 (2356 amino acids)
Biological process (GO): cell morphogenesis
Cellular component (GO): cell cortex; site of polarized growth
Source: RefSeq, a predicted model, not a curated record
AUGAAUUCUGGGUUUACAUUCCCUCCACCUUUAUCGGAGGAAGAGACUAACACAUACAAUAAUAACACUAUACCUCCCAUCUCUGAAGAUCAACCCGCAGGUGGGUUUACUUUCCCCAAUACGAGACAUGAUAUAGAAGCAGAGACUAACCCUAAUUUUGUAGAGAUAAAUAUAACACCACAGUUGGAAGGGACGCAACAGUUUAAUACUCCAGGUAAUCUUAGUACAACGACAAUGACCACCCCAAUAAUCGAUAUCCCUUCCCCCAUGGAAAUACCGAUUAGUUCAUUCCCACCUAAAAAAUCGAAACUUAUGGAAUCCUUCCAAGAGCAUACCGUUCAAGAGGAAAAUAAUAAGGAACAAAACAUUCCAGAUACCGUCCAGAAAACUACUGAGUUAGGACAAGACAUAACCCCAACAGAGACUACAAAUAAAUCACUAACUGAAGAAUAUGUAAUAAACCUCAGACAACAAAUGGCAACUGAUUGGAAAAGCCCGUCAGAAUAUGCUCUUCACAUCCUCUUCACAAAGUUUAUUCGUCAUGCUGAAAAUAAGUUAAAUGUAUGUUUGGAAUAUCCACUGAAUACAGAACCUCCCAUCAUUGAAAUAUUGGGAGAAGGUUUAGACCCUGUAUUUGAUAAAAUUAUUGAAUCUCUAGGACAUAUCGCUAGAAACAAUCCCAAACCUGUAAUAGAUGCAAUGAUGUAUUGGAGAAAGACUAAAUCAGAGGCAGCCAAUGCAGCUGCUGAAGAAGUUCAAAAAUUUAUUAAAGAGAAUGAAGAUGACCACACACUUCCACGAACUGUGAUAUCCAGAUCAUCUUCAACUUCAUCUUCAAUCUUACACAAACAUAGAAAGAACAGUUCUGAUGGAUCGAAUAGUUUUUUACCAAAAAGAAAUGUUUCUUCUCGAGCACCUACUAGAGUGAAGAACACUCUCGAGAAUCAAAAACUAACAGAUAUGCAAAACCAGGUGGAAAAUUUGAAAAUUAUUGCCCUAACAACUGAUAGAAAAUCUCUAAUAAGUAUAUACAUUCUUUGCCGAGUUCUGAUAGAGAUUAUAAGGCAAGCACCUGAAAAUGGAGAUGAAGACUUAAGUGACAAAUUGGAAGAGAUUGUCUACGCUCAACUGAAGACUACAGAUCCAGUUUCGUUAUCGUCAAGUAUAAUAAAAUCAUCUAACUGGAAUUCAUUUGCCGAGCUUUUAGGUUGCAUGUCUGAAAAGAAGUUCAUUUCAGUAAGUGACCGAUUCAUUGCAGACUUAGAAAAGAUUCCGAAAAGGGUCAAGGUAGAAGAUGAACCAUCCGUACACUUAUUAAUAUUGGGUAUGAGGUACCUCGUCCUGAAAAAUUAUCCUCUGGACAAGUUUGAAGAGAGUGCUGAUUUUGUGAAAAGUUUGGCAAAAUUUUUCUUAAAAACACAAAAUGACACAGUGAAAUUGGCAUAUAGCGAGGUUACCAACCAACUCCUGCUACCACUAGCUGGCUCACUCAGUGCAGAGGUAAACCAUCCAACAUGGGUGGACGCCAUGGAGACUCUUUUGAAAGCUGGAAAAAAUCUUUUACCCGAUAAUCGUUACUGGGCUAAUGGAUUUAAACUGACAGUCUCUAUAUUGUGUGCAUCUCCGCCUCAGGUGUUUUCAGAACACUGGGUGAAUAUAAUCGAAUCGAGUACAGGUAAAAUUAGAACAAAAAAACUUGAUGAUCGUAUAAUUUUUGCUGUCGGUGUAUCCCGAUUAGUUUGGGUGUAUCUAUACAGGUGUUCUGAUACAUUGAACAAUACGACAAAGACCCUAACAAAGUUAUUAUUUUUAUACCUAAACAAUAAGAAGAAAGAGAAUUGGCUAACUACAGAUAUCGAUUUAAUUAGCCCUUUAGCUGACGCUUUAAUAUCUAUUGGCUACUUAUAUCCCAACUUUCUCCUAGAGGAUACGCUCAUUCCCCUCGUUAAACAAUCGUUUAAUGGUAGCACCCUUGAAAAUAUUGGCUAUGAUAAACUGAUACUUGCAAUUAAGACAUAUAAGGGUUUUGUACUUACGAAUGAAAAGCCAGAAUUUCCAGAGAAUGAUCGUAGAGUUUAUUCAACCGAUUUGAAUAAUAUUCCAUCGAAUUUAAAUGAGGCUCUGACAGCGAAUAAUGAAGAAAUGUGUGCUAUCAUUUAUAAACUUUUUUUAAUCCUUGACUCUAAUAUUGGGUCUGAAGUAUGGUCUCCAGAAAAUUAUCAUCAAAAACAAACAUCUACUCCAUUCGGAACCUUUUCGUUCGGAUUUUCAAAUGAUAGUGACAGUAAUGUACAAAAAAUUUCAUUAAAUCUAUUACUGUUCUCUACAAUUAUAGAGGCAAUACCUUGCUGCUUGGCAAUUUCUAAGAAUAUUCCAUACAAGCCCAUAAUUGAAGUCCUAACAAGAAAUGCAGUCCAUGCAGACAAUUUUAUCUCCGAGAGUUGCAGAAAAGCACUUAAGGCGUUGGCAACAAAGAACAAUGCAUACACUUUUAUUACAUGGUUUGCCAAAUAUUCGUUCGAUUUUGAUGAGAAAACUCAAUCUAGAUAUAAUAUGUCAUAUCUUAAUUCGACCGAAUAUAUUACACUACUAAUGCUAUAUGUUGAACUAUUAGAAUGUUGGUUAAAUGAAUUCCAAACUUCCAAGAAGAAAGAAUCGAAAAAAGUCAUGGGGCUGGAUGGUAUUCAACUUCUUCCUAAUGAAGAUACAAACAACGAAACAACUGGAACUGAAAAAUUAGAAUGGAAGAAUAUUAUAACAGUUAUCGAAGAAGUUGAAGGGAAUGGUUUAUUUUUUCUAUGUUCACACGAUUUUACUGUUCGAAAAUUGGGUAUACAAAUCUUAAGAAUUAUCUCCAAAUUUGACGAAGCAAUGGCAGAAAAAACUGAAAAACUUUCCGAAAAUGGUCAUUCGAGAUCAUCAUCCUUCCACUUUUCCGCAGAUCGUGGUAACAGGUUAAUUGAUUUCAUACAUGAAGCCAGUAUAUUCUCAUUUAUAAACCCACAAAAAAUCUCAUUGAGUGUAGUAGAGAAACAACGUUUAUCAAAAUUGAACUCCAGAUAUAAAAAGGGUCUAAUUGUCAGGUUAGCAGAAUCAUCAUAUGGUGUCGAUGCAGCGUUAUGGCAAAGAGCCUUCCCUAAACUUUUAGCUUACAUUUUUAAAACCUGUCCUAUUACCAUGGCUCUUUGUCGUUCAAUAGUGUGCAUUAGACUCGUACAAGUUCAUGAAGUGAUUCUUCGCAUUUCGAACGACACUUUGUUUAAGCCCCAAAAUAGUCUUCCCGAAACAAUUAUUAAUCAAUGGAAACUUUACCUAGUGGCUGCUUGUACAUCACUUACGUCGACUAAUGAUCAAAUUUUACAUAUUCCGAGUAGUACAAAAAAACAUGGAAGAAAGAAGAGUCAACAAAUUUUUACUGUUCAACACCAGAAGAUAAAAUCCGCAAAAUCGAUUUUUAAGAUGGUACUUCCUUUAUUAAACUCACAGAGUAUUAUGAUCAGAGAGGCAAUUAUAUCUGGACUGAGUUCCAUGAAUAUAAACAUUUACAAGACAUAUAUAGAAAGCGUUGAUAGCUUCCUUAUUGGGUGGAAAGAACAAAGCUCAAACCAAAUCAGGGUUGAAAUGUUUCAAAUUUUGGCAAUUCUAUCCCGUUUCUUGAAGGAAACUUCCAUUUCAAAUGACAGAUGGAUCCUUCGUAAAUUGUCUGAAUUUAUUAAACAUGCAAAAUUAUUUCUUCAAAUCGAUUCUGUUCAAAAAUCGUACGAGUACCAGCCACUAAGGUGUUAUUUUUCCGAACUACUACUUAGAUUCUAUUCUAGCACAAAGGACCAUGAAGAUAUUGAUAAGUUAUUCCCAUUUCAGGCCCGUGCAUCCUGUUUUAAUUUUCUUAAGGAAUGGUGUGGUUAUGGGGAUAGUGCUUAUCUCUCCAACGAAAGAUAUACUUACAUGAUCAAAAAAACUGAAAAUGAUAGGGACAAAACAGCAAUAACAGCAGGCAUAGAAUUUCAAAGAAAUAGACUUGAAAUAGUUGUUUUGGAAACGAUGGUGAUAUUAUGCUCGGAAUCAAUUACCGAAACUUUGUACGAUGUAGGAGAAACACCAAUAAUUAUAUCCUUCGACCUUGAAUCAUUAUUAUUUUGGAUCGAAGGUAUGUUCAAUUCAGAAAACGAGGUCGUACGAAUCCUAGGUGUUACGGCAUUAACUAACCUUCUUGAGCGUAACAAUAAAAAUUUGAAACUUUUCCAAGAUGUGUCGACACAAUGUAUUUCACAUCAUAGUGAUCCAUCGGUGUCUGUUUUAUAUUAUACUACAUUGUGCAAGGCUGUUUUGAAACUUGAUAAUUUGAUUUUAGAAGAACAUGAGUUAGUCUCACUUGGUUUAUACGGCCUGGUGUCAGAUAAGGAGGAAACUAGAAUUUGUGCAGUGGAUCUAUUAUCUGUUGUGGAAACAAAAUUACAUGACUCGUCUUACACGAAGGUAUUUAAGGAAAAAUUAGCUAACUCAUCAAAAAUGGUGUAUAAAUCAACAGCACUUGAAAUUUCUAGCAUAUUUGCUGAGUUACUAUCUCAAGAAUUGUGUUUAAAGGUCUUUUCUAGUUUGGUUGGUGUACUAGAUUUAUUUCCGUUUGAAAUCCAACGAGAUCUUCUGGUUUUAAUGGUUCCAUGGGUAAAUAAGUUUGUCCUGAAAUCGAUAGAUGAAUUAGAUACAUUCAUGGUAUUAAAUAAUCUAUUCUAUGUUACAAUGACAUUGAAUGACAGUCUACCAAACGAGGUUGAACAAUUGUGGAUUUCUUUAGGGAAGGGAAAUUCUUUCCAAAAUAUCUUAGUAUCACUCGAAUAUCUAUUGCAAUCAUCAACGGAUUACAAAAAUUCACUUUUCGUUCAAAAAGCAAGAGAUAUUGUAUUGUACCUUUCAAGUGUACCAGGUAGUAUUGGAUUGAUUGAUACACUGCUGAGAAACCUCGAACCAAAAUCAAUGAUACCAACAACAAAAAGACAAAUAUCAGAACCUAUUAAUAAAGACAACCGUUACUCAUUUAUUGCAAACAUUUGGGAUAUAUUGGCACAUAAUACGAAGAAAGUUACAUUUUCUAAAGCUCAAUUGACAAUUAUAUUUUUGGUAAAUUUAUCUACUGAUAUAAAUGAUUCGUUGAAAUCAUCGUUACCAAUUCUGUUGCAUAUUUGUAUCUGUCUUUUAGAUCACUAUGUCCCACUGGUACAAGAAAGUGCUGCUAGAAUAAUGUGUAAUUUAAUCUUUGGAAUCGCCCCAGAACACGAAAAAUCCGAGACUACAGUAAACCUUCUACGUAAUAGAACAUCCCUCUGGUCAUAUGAUAACCUAGUCAAGGAUAAAAGGGGAGCUCGGUCACCAAAGGCAAUGGAUAUGCUUGUUAGAAAUAUCAUCGAAAUAUUUAGUGAUGAUAUUAAUAAUAUUCAAAAUGACUGGCAAAGAACAUCAUUAAAAUGGGCUACAACCUGUCCAGUAAGACAUAUUGCAUGCAGAUCUUUCCAAGUAUUUAGAUCCCUUCUUUCAUUCUUGGAUCAGGAAAUGUUACGUGACAUGCUUCAUAGACUUUCAAAUACGAUAGCUGAUGAUAACCUUGAUAUUCAAGGUUUUGCUAUGCAAAUUCUAAUGACAUUAAAUGCAAUUAUGGCCGAAUUAGAUGCAACUGAUUUAAUUAGUUUCCCCCAAUUAUUUUGGUCAAUUAUUGCAUGUAUGAGCAGUAUACAUGAGCAAGAAUUCAUCGAAGCGUUAUCAUGUAUUUCUAAGUUUAUUUCAAAAAUUGAUUUAGAUUCUCCGGAUACCGUUCAAUGUCUAGUUAGUACAUUUCCCUCAAACUGGGAGGGACGUUUUGAUGGUCUACAGAAGAUUGCACUUAUUGGUCUACGCUCAUCCAACUCUUUAGAUGUUACAUAUAAAUUUUUGGAUAAGAUAAAUCUACUGAAUGAUAGUAAAAUUGUCGCCGACAACGAAACUAGACUGCUAUUUGGUCUAAUAUCAAAUUUACCAAGAUUUUUAGAUGCGAUGGAUAAGAAGGACUAUACAAAUGUUCAAACUGCUGCUGAUUCUUUAAUAUUCUUGUCAAAUGAAAAAAACCAACCGUCCCUUUCCAGAUUAGUUGAUUCAUUAGCAAAGGAUAAGUUUAGGUCGAAAAAAGACUUUAUGAGUCAAGUUGUUAGUUUUAUAUCGCGCAACUAUUUUCCAAAAUACGCUGCCCAGACAUUGGUUUUCCUAUUAGGUUUACUUCUAAAUAGUAUUGAUUGGAUUAAAGUUCAAACGAUGGAGAUAUUGAAGUAUGUAUUUCCUCUGGUAGAUCUAACAAGUUCAGAAUUCAUCGGUGUCGGUGCCGACUUGAUCUCUCCUCUGCUGAGACUACUUCUAACGGAUUAUGAGAUCCAAGCGCUUAGUGUCUUGGACUGUGUUCCUAAUGUUUCUGGUAGCAAAAUGGAUAAAGAUGUUUUAAGAAUAAGCAUGGGGAAUACCGACAUAAAAAACAAUCAAAACACAACAACAACGUUGUUUGGGUUACCAGAUCAAUCUGGAUGGUCUGUACCAAUGCCUACCAUGACAGCCGCUAUGACAAGACAUAAUGUCCAUACAGUGUUUACUUCGUGUGCUAACAGUGCUGCAUUUGAGCAAGAUCAAAAUAAUAUUGAUGAUGUCGUUGAGUUCCACGCAGAUGGUGAUUACCAGUUAGGUAGAAUGGAUACGAUAGAUUCAUUUUCAGUUCCUGAAGAAAAAGAUGCCACCCUAAGCCAUAUGUGGGCAGAAUUAGAUAACCUAGACAGUUUCUUUACCAAAGAUAUAUCAAAUAGAAUAUCAAGUGCUCAAAAGGGAAAUGAUAUAGGAGUUGGACCUCAUGAAAGAUCAAUGUCAACUGAUACGACUAACACUGAUCAAACGUUUAAUCUCGAAUCAGCCCCUCAAUUAUAUGAUAAGAAAGUUUCUGUUCUUUUAAACAGAAGUCUUUCGAGAGCACCAUCCAACGUAUCCUUUAAAAAAUAUUUAGCUGAUUCAUUUGCUACAAACACGAGACGAAUUGAUAGUAGAACUAAAUAUGGAAAUGACUAA